AGAUUUUACAAGUUGAAGAUGGAAGACCAAACCCUACAUUUUCGCCAUAUUUUAUUGUUUUAUUUCCACAAAGGAAAGAAUGCGCGUCAAGCUUGUAAAAAGUUGCGUAAAGUUUAUGGUGGCAAUGCUCUACAAGAACGUCAGUGCCAACGAUGGUUCAUGAAAUUCCGUGCUGGUGAUUUUGAUCUCAAUGACGCUCCUCGGUCAGGGAGGCCCACCAAGGUUGAUGACGACAAGAUAAAGGCAUUGAUCAAAUCAAACCCACGUUACACAACACGAGAGAUUGCAGAAGCAUUGAACAUCCAUCAUUCAAGUGUUCACGACCACCUGAAAAAGCUGGGAUACGUAAGAAAGUUUGAUAUUUGGGUUCCUCAUGAACUCAAAGAAGUUCAUUUGAUGGCACGAAUAAACAUCUGUGAUAUGCUCAUUAAACGUGAGGAAAAUGAUCCUUUUUUGAAACGACUGAUAACUGGUGAUGAGAAGUGGAUUGUUUACAAUAAUGUGGUGCCCAAACCAUCCUGGACCCAGCAAGAUGAUUCACCUCAAAUGAUAUCGAAAGCAGACAUUCAUCAGAGGAAGGUUAUGCUCUCAGUGUGGUGGGAUUUUAAAGGUGUUGUGUUUUUUGAGCUCCUACCAAGGAACCGAACAAUCAAUUCAAAUGUGUACUGUCAGCAAUUGGACAGUUUGAAUGAAUCCAUCAUCCAGAAACGUCCAGAGCUUGUUGAUCGUAAAGGAGUUGUAUUCCAUCACGACAGUGCAAGACCACACACAAGUUUGAUCACUCGUCAAAAAUUACUGGAGCUUGGAUGGGAUGUGUUGCCACACCCACCAUAUUCACCUGACCUUGCACCAUCAGACUUCUACUUGUUUCGCUCUCUUCAAAACUCCUUGCGUGGUAUAACAUUCGAUUCAGAUGAGGCUGUAAAUCAGCAUCUUGUUCAGUUUUUUUCACCCUUUCAGUCAAGAAGCAUUUUGGACACCUCCUCUGAGUCAGGCAGGCACAGGAUUGAGAGUACAGGGCACGGGAGACCUAGGUGUUUUCAGGCAGAAUACAUUCCCCAGAAGCAGCAGUGUUUGCAUCAAGUUAUGAGGAUGAGUAGGUAUUACAAAGAAGGUCACUCAAGCUGGAAGCAGUAG
Molecule: messenger RNA, 1137 nt
Organism: Tupaia belangeri chinensis (Chinese tree shrew)
Lineage: Eukaryota; Metazoa; Chordata; Mammalia; Scandentia; Tupaiidae
Product: histone-lysine N-methyltransferase SETMAR-like
Exons: 2
Coding region: 19-1137 (372 amino acids)
Biological process (GO): DNA integration; mitotic DNA integrity checkpoint signaling; DNA double-strand break processing
Cellular component (GO): site of double-strand break; nucleus; condensed chromosome
Molecular function (GO): histone H3K36 methyltransferase activity; double-stranded DNA binding; DNA topoisomerase binding
Source: RefSeq, a predicted model, not a curated record